AAAUUAUUUGUUUUGGUUUAUGUCUUAUAAAAUUCAAAUUCUGUUAUUCCUCAUAUUGAAAUCGAAAACCGAAUUAAAACUUCAUAAAAGAAAAUAACAUGGAUGAUGAUGAUUUCGAUGAUUCCAUCGACGAUGUUCUGGCCAACAUCGACAUUCCGUCGGCUCCAAAAAUACCAAAAAUUCAAACAACAAUCCCUGCCGAAGCGAACUCCUCCAGCAUAGGAACCACUCCAAGUCAAGAUAGUACCGCUGCCACAUCUGAAGAAAAACAGAAACUUCAAGGACCAUUUAAUUCCCAUGCCAUUCAAGUUCAUCCCAAACAAAGAGGUAAUCCUGUGCUGAAGUCAAUUCUAAAUUGUGCCUACGAAUUUCGAGAUAUCGUUCCCGACUACAUUGUUGGUAAAACUUCCUGCAUUUUGUAUCUUUCACUUAAAUACCACAAUCUCAAUCCCGAGUACAUUGUUGGACGUCUUAAGGAUCUGGGAAAACGAUUUGAACUGAGAGUUUUGCUUGUCCAAGUUGAUGCUCCAGAACCGCACAAGGCUCUCAAGAGCUUGACUAGAAUAAGUUUGCUGGCAGAUUUAACACUUAUGUUGGCGUGGAACGCCGACGAAGCUGGUCGCAUCAUUGAAACGUACAAACUCUUUGAGAACAAACCUCCGGACAUGAUUAUGGAACGUGUUGAAUCGGAUCCACACAUGAAGCUCGUAACAGCUUUAACAAACAUAAAACCAGUGAAUAAAACCGAUGCCGUAUCGCUGCUUCAGAACUUUGGCAACCUCGAGAAUAUAAUCAAUGCCAGUGAGGAUAGAUUGGCCCUUGUGACUGGUCUGGGUCCACGAAAGGCUAAGAAAUUAUAUCAAACCCUACACGAUCCUUUUCUUAGUAAAUAAAUAAAAAAACUUGCGUCUUUUUCAAUAAAAAUAUA
Molecule: messenger RNA, 928 nt
Organism: Eupeodes corollae
Lineage: Eukaryota; Metazoa; Arthropoda; Insecta; Diptera; Syrphidae
Gene: Ercc1
Product: DNA excision repair protein ERCC-1
Exons: 3
Coding region: 99-893 (264 amino acids)
Biological process (GO): mitotic recombination; UV-damage excision repair; nucleotide-excision repair
Cellular component (GO): nucleotide-excision repair factor 1 complex; nucleus; ERCC4-ERCC1 complex
Molecular function (GO): single-stranded DNA binding; damaged DNA binding
Source: RefSeq, a predicted model, not a curated record